AUGGGUCUUCUCACUCUCGUUGAAGACAGGCCUACGCCUAAGGAGGUCUACAACUGGCGUGUCUAUGCCUGUGCUGCUGUGGCAUCGUUCGCUUCUUGUAUGAUUGGUUACGACUCUGCCUUCAUUGGAACCACUCUUGCACUUCCUUCGUUCUCCCACGAGUUUGGCUGGAAUAAACGCCCCACGGCCGAUGUCACAUUCAUCAAGGAGAACAUUGUCUCCGUCUAUCAAGCUGGAGCAUUCUUCGGAGCCCUCGGUGCAUACAUCAGCGCCCACUAUCUCGGCCGCCAAAAGUCUCUCUGGGUCUACGUCGUUGUAUUCAUGGUCGGUGCCGGUAUCAUGCUCAAGGCUGCCAAUGGUGACCUCGCUCCCAUCUACGUUGGGAGAGUCCUUACUGGCAUUGGCGUGGGCGGUGCGUCCAUGGUUGUCCCCAUCUACAUCUCAGAGAUCGCCCCACCCGCCGUCAGAGGUCGUCUCGUCGGUAUCUACGAGCUGGGCUGGCAGAUAGGUGGACUUUGUGGUUUCUGGAUUAAUUAUGGCAUCACGGAGACGUUGCCGAGCAACCACAAGCAGUGGAUCAUCCCUUUCGCUGUCCAGUUGAUCCCUGGAGGUUUGCUUGCUGUUGGUUCCAUCUGGCUCAGAGAGUCCCCUCGUUGGUUGUUCUCCAAGGGCAAGAGAGAGCAAGGCCUCAAGAACCUACUCUGGAUCAGAAACCUUCCUGCCGACAACUUCUACAUUGUCGAGGAAAUCUCAUUCAUCGAAGCUGCACUCGAGCAUCAAAAGUCGUCCGUCGGUCUCGGAUUCUUCGACCCCUUUAAGGCUGUCUUUACGAGCCGCAGUCUACAGUGGCGCCUUUUCCUUGGUACCACUCUGUUCAUCUGGCAGAACGGGUCUGGUAUCAACGCCAUUAACUACUACUCCCCUACCGUCUUCAAGUCCCUCGGAAUCGUUGGAAGCAACACCUCGUUCCUCACUACCGGUCUGUUCGGUGUAGUCAAAACUAUCUUCACCUUGAUCUGGCUUUUCUUCCUCAUCGACAAAUUUGGGCGCCGCAAUCUGCUUCUCGUUGGAGCCAUUGGUGGUGCUGUAUGUAUGCUUAUCCUUGGUGGAUACCUCGCCAGUCCGCUCGUCGAUACAUCAGCAGCAGCACAAGCUGUAGCGAAGCCUCUGUCCUCCGGAGGCAUCGCCGCUGUCUUCUUCUUCUACCUCUGGACCGCUUUCUACACCCCCUCAUGGAACGGUACCCCAUGGGUCAUCAAUGCAGAGAUGUACCCCCAGAACGUACGCUCCCUGGGACAAGCAAUGGCUGCUGCAUCGAAUUGGUUUUGGAAUUUUAUCAUUGCUAGAUUUACCGGCCAGAUGUUCGCCAACAUGGGCAAGUCGGGUUGCGGUGUAUAUUUUUUCUUUGCGGGCAUGAUGCUCUUAUCGGUGCUCUUUGUCUGGUUCCUUAUUCCUGAGACCAAGUCUGUUCCUCUCGAGUCCAUGGACAGGCUUUUCGAGAUCAGACCUUGCAGCAAGGCCAACAAGAUCGUUAUGCGCGAGGUACAGGAAGCGGAGGCCGAGUUCCGCGAGGAUGCCGAGGGCGCUGGUCUCAGUCUCGAGAAAACCAAGAUUGCACACGUCGAGGACAGCAAUGUUUAG
Messenger RNA from Aureobasidium namibiae CBS 147.97, 1641 nucleotides. Its product is annotated as quinate permease. Gene Ontology annotation, molecular function: carbohydrate:proton symporter activity. The coding region runs from base 1 to 1641 and encodes 546 amino acids. Gene Ontology annotation, biological process: carbohydrate transport; transmembrane transport. The transcript has 3 exons. Gene Ontology annotation, cellular component: membrane. NCBI's taxonomy places the organism in Eukaryota, Fungi, Ascomycota, Dothideomycetes, Dothideales, Saccotheciaceae. The record is from RefSeq and is a predicted model, not a curated record.